AUGGGAGCUAAUGAUGUAGCAAAUGCUUUUGGCACUACCGUUGGUUCUAAAAGUUUGACAAUUGUCAAAGCUUACAUCUUGGCGUCAAUAUUCGAAGCUCUAGGAUCAAUACUUAUUGGGUACAAUGUCAUUGAUACUAUCAGAAAAAGCAUUGUGACUGUAUCUAUAUACGAAGAUUCCGUGGGUUUGCUGCUGCUUGGUCAAAUAGCAACACUGGGAGGGUGUGCUCUUUGGUUGUUUGUUGCUACUGUUCUCAAACUUCCUAUUUCGGCGACUCAUUCUAUAAUUGGAGCUUCAUUAGGAUUCACCUUAGUUUGUAAAGGAUUUUCGGGAGUGCAGUGGAAUCAAAUAAUGAUAAUAGCGUCGUCUUGGUUCAUCUCACCAGUGCUGGCAGGAUUCAUUGCAGUCGUUUUGUAUUUAUUGAUAGACCACCUAGUCUUGAGAAAAGUUGAUCCUGUACGAUGUGGUCUGAGAAAUUUGCCUAUAUUCUUCUUUCUUGUAAUAACUUGCAAUUGCGUUAUGAUCACAAGAGAAGGUUCUAGAGUUUUGAAUCUACGCAAACUUGAUGUCACUGAAUCCAUUCUCCUCAGCACGUCGAUAGGACUCAUUUCUUCUUUCUUAAUUUUUCUGUUCUAUAUCCCGAAGUUAAAAAAGUUCAUAAGCGAUGUCGACUUGAAUCAUGUGAAAUCUGAGUGCUCAGUCAGUGUAUCUAAUGCUUUGACGCUAGGUGAUAAAACGGCCGAGGAAGACAAAAAGGCAAAAGAAUCAGAAGAACAAGCUUCACUAUCUAAGCCCAGCAACCACUAUUUUAAAAGAUUCAAAAAGUUUUUCGACUGGCUUCUCCCUGACGCAGAACGCAUUGAUACAACAAGAACGUUGAGACUGUUUACUGCAAUUCAAAUCUUCACUGCAUGUUUCGCUGCGUUUGCCCAUGGAGCAAACGAUGUCAGUAAUGCAAUAGCUCCACUAUCGGCUAUAUUCUCAAUUUAUCGGGAUUUCGAUGUAGCACAGAAAGGGCAGACACCUUUGUUCGUCCUGAUUUUUGGAGUCUUCUCAAUAUGUUCUGGUUUAUGGAUACUCGGUCAUAAGGUUAUCGAUACAAUCGGUAAGAAUAUGUCUGAGAUUAAUGCUGCCAGUGGAUUCUGUAUUGAUUUUGGAUCAGCGGUAACAGUGCUGGUUUCAAGCAAAUAUGGUUUGCCUGUUAGUACGACGCAUUGCUUGGUUGGCUCCGUUGUUGCUGUUGGUAGCUUACGCGGUAUUCGUAAAAUCAACUGGGCUUUGUUCAGGAACGUCGCUAUAUCAUGGGUGAUCACUUUACCUGUAUCAGCUGCAUUUUCUGCAAUAAUCAUGAUCAUCCUGAGAUACAUCAUGCAAAUUUGA
Messenger RNA from Auanema sp. JU1783, 1380 nucleotides. The record is from the annotation of a GenBank genome assembly. NCBI's taxonomy places the organism in Eukaryota, Metazoa, Nematoda, Chromadorea, Rhabditida, Rhabditidae.